AUGCCUGCCCACGUUGAAAAUAAUACCGCUAACACCAUACGUGUGAAACUAGUGAAGCAAGAAAAGGGCGGACUUGGAUUCCUGGUGAAACAGCGGACUAACAAACCAUUAGUCGUGGUCGCCGAUUUAGUGUCAGGUGGUAUCGCUGAAGAAAGCGGAUUGGUUCAAGUUGGUGAUGUAAUUUUACGCAUCAAUGAUAUAGAUUUGACUGAUAUGAGCUACGACAGUUGUGUGGAAAUUUUAAAAGCCGUGCCAAUAGAUGCGCCGGUCGUAUUGUUACUCAGAGGACCCGACGGAUACGUAACUCAUUUGGAGACCACGUUUCAGGAAAAUGGAAUGCCCAAAUCUGUGCGCGUUACAAAACCG
Lottia gigantea (owl limpet) is the source of this 366-nucleotide messenger RNA. RefSeq lists its product as hypothetical. The record is from RefSeq and is a predicted model, not a curated record. The annotation marks the transcript as partial. The transcript has a single exon. Gene Ontology annotation, molecular function: protein binding. NCBI's taxonomy places the organism in Eukaryota, Metazoa, Mollusca, Gastropoda, Lottiidae.